Molecule: messenger RNA, 1344 nt
Organism: Miscanthus lutarioriparius
Lineage: Eukaryota; Viridiplantae; Streptophyta; Magnoliopsida; Poales; Poaceae
Source: the annotation of a GenBank genome assembly
AUGGAAGGAAAUAACCUACCCUCUGGAAGCUUGAUGCAAGGAACACCUUACGGUAAUUUGGACUUGCAUCAUCACAGCCAUAUGCAAAUGCCUGCACCAAGCUCAGGAAACCAGGCUUUCAACCACUCUCAGAUGCCCGCAAAUUUCCCCAUUUGUCUGAACCAGGUUACAGAUUCAGAUCAGCUGCCUGAAUUCCAAUUUGGAGAGCACGGCAAGGUCAGUCACCACCAUCACCAUCACCAUCACCAGCAGCACGCAAAGAAUAGCAUGAGUGAUGAUGAGGAGCAUGGUGUGCAUGAGGAUGCCACUGAUAGCCAGACCGGCAAGGGAAAGAAGGGUUCUGCAUGGCAUCGGAUGAAGUGGACUGAUUUGAUGGUUAGGCUUUUAAUUACUGCUGCAUCCUACACUGGGGAGGAUCCAGGAGCUGAUUCAGGAGGUGGUAGGAGAAGCUGUGCAAUGAUGCAGAAGAAAGGCAAGUGGAAGGCUAUAUCGAAAGUCAUGGGCGAGCGAGGCUGCCUCGUGUCGCCGCAGCAGUGUGAGGAUAAGUUCAAUGACCUAAAUAAGAGGUAUAAAAGGCUUACUGAUAUCCUUGGUCUGGGUACUACUUGCAGAGUUGUGGCGAAUCCAGAACUUCUGGAUGGCAUGACUAAUCUCUCAGAUAAGAUGAAAGAUGACGCGAGGAAGAUAUUGAGCUCUAAGCACUUGUUCUAUGAAGAGAUGUGCUCCUAUCACAACAAUAAUCGGAUCAGUUUACCUGAAGAUCCUGCACUUCAGCGUUCGUUGCAGCUUGCUCUUAAGUGUAAAGAUGAGCAUGAUGCAAGGAAGAGAGCAAGUGGAGAUGCUGAUGAAGACGAUCAAAGUGCGGACACUGAUUAUGAGGAAGAGAAUGAUGAUGAGCAUCCCAUUGUGCAUGUCAAUAAGGGGACCCUACCCAUGCAUAAAAGAAUGCGGUACAUGGCUGCGGAUAUGGAGGAUGCAGGUUUCGGCAACUCUUCCAGCUCACAUGACUAUAGCAGGAGAUCUGACCCCCAUAGCAUUACAGUGGACAUCAACAAAGCUUUUCCAGAUGGAACUAACUUGGCUUUGGUGCAAAAAGACUUGGCUACACAGUCUGCGGAGAUUGAGAAACAGCGCAUGGAAAUUGAAGUUGAGGCAUUGGAGCUUGCAAAGCAACGUCUCAAGUGGGAGGUAUUUAGUAAGAAGAAGGACAGAGAGAUAGAGAAGAUGAGGUUGGAAAAUGAACAAAUGAAGAUUGAGAAUAGACGUUUGGAGCUAGAGGUAAGAGACAAGGAGUUGGAGCUUGAACGCAAGUUACAAGGCCAUGGCAGUCAUGCAAUGACAUGA